AGGUCUAGAAAUCUGUGCUCACAGAUACCACCUGACUGGAAAAACUACCUUGGAUCUGUACAGGGAACGACAACAUCAUGCAGAAGCCCUGCGACGAAAAAGAAGGAAAGCCCAAGAGCAGUGAGCCAAAGAUGGAAGCUGAACAUCCCCAUGGAGCAUUUGAAGCCCGGCGGAUGGAAGGGAAUUUCAGACAGAGGCUGCUUCAGUCUCUUGAAGAAUUUAAAGAAGACAUAGACUAUAGGCAUUUUAAAGGCGAAGAAAUGACAGGAGAGGAAGAUGAGAUGGAAAGGUGCUUGGAAGAAAUAAGAAGUCUGAGGAAAAAAUUCAGGGCUCUGCAUGCUAACCAUACCCAUUCUCGGGACCAUCCCUUUUGAAGCAGUAGCUUCAGAAAUUAUUUUCUGUUAUUAAUAUUUCCACUGUUUUCUGUUUCCAUUUUCCUUUAUAAACACUUAUUAUUAUUUCACUUUAAUACUUCAGUAUUGGUUACCGUCAUCUACACACCUAACAUUGUCCAUGUCUCAUCUUUCAAUUUCACCCCACUGAUUUAAUAGGACGUUUUGUUCAUUUACACAAAAGGAUAGUCAUCUGGUAGUUUAUUGUAAACCAAAAAAUUGCAAGCUAUAAAGCUACUAUGUGUGCCUAAUGUGUUCAUUUAUGUAUGAUACCAUGCAAAGUCUUAUUCUAUGCCAACGAGGUGAAUCUAUGUGCUCUGCAUUCUCUUUCUUCUUUUCCACAAAAUGAAUAUAUAUGCAUCUGUAUUAUUAAUUUCGUAUCACAAAAAGGAAAAUAAUUGGACACAAGUGAAAGAAGUUUAUCAAUUGCCUUUGGAAAGCAGUGGAACAGUAAAUUUUUAAUAACAGAAAGGUAUGUCAACUGCAAAGUACCUUUGGAUUUCUUAGCCAGAGGAAUAAACAGACCAUUAUAAAAUACAUAUGUUUAAGACGUGAUCAUUUCAUGGAGAAAAUAUUUGCUUCACAGGGAUU
This is a messenger RNA of Acomys russatus (golden spiny mouse), 983 nucleotides long. RefSeq names its product transcription elongation factor A like 7 (gene Tceal7). The record is from RefSeq and is a predicted model, not a curated record. The transcript has 2 exons. Lineage: Eukaryota; Metazoa; Chordata; Mammalia; Rodentia; Muridae. Bases 78 to 374 code for a protein of 98 amino acids.